Molecule: messenger RNA, 1149 nt
Organism: Monosiga brevicollis MX1
Lineage: Eukaryota; Choanoflagellata; Craspedida; Salpingoecidae
Exons: 5
Coding region: 1-945 (314 amino acids)
Biological process (GO): cytoplasmic translation
Cellular component (GO): cytosolic large ribosomal subunit; ribosome
Molecular function (GO): structural constituent of ribosome
Source: RefSeq, a predicted model, not a curated record
AUGGAUGUACACACACACACACACACACACACACCACGACCAAGCGCACACACACACCACGACCAAGCGCACACACAGACGAUCAAACGCACAGCAAAGGCGGGGCAGGCACGAGAGAGAGAGAGAGAGAGAGAGAGAGCCAUGGAGCCGAAUGACAAGCAAAAGGGGGACAAGACGUUAAAGAUCGAGGCCAGUGUGUGCGUGUCAAACCCCCCACGCACAGUGGUAAGCGACAAGGAAAGCGACAUCCGUGUUUGCAAAUGCCAGUCAACGCCAGUGAACGCGCGGUCGAAGCGCCUCCCGGGGCUGCCGUUUCACUUGGAAACACACACACACACACACACACACGAUGUACCCUUGCAAAUGCAUUUGGGCGAAUGCACAACACCAGAGGAGCCAUGCACACGAGGGCGCGUAGAGGCGACCAUGCCCAAAGGGUUUGUACAGAUACAGGUACAUACACUUGUCAACGGACACGAGGCGCGCUGCCGUUUCAGUCAAGCGCGCGCCGUGUCUCUCUCUCUCUCUCUCUCUCUCUCUCUCUCUCUCUCUCUCUCUCUCUCUCUCUCUCUCUCUCUCUCUCUCUCUCCUCUCUCUCAUCUCUCUCAAGCUCUCUCUCUCUCUCUCUCUCUCUCUCUCUCUCUCUCUCUCUCUCUCUCUCUCUCUAACAGACACGCCAAACCUCUCUCUCUCUCUCUCUCUCUCUUUUGCACUGAUGUUUUGAAAUCUCAUGCCACGCCCAUUGCUUUCUACAGACCGUUAGCCAUGGCCAAGUCCAAGAACCACACCGCCCACAACCAGAACUACAAGGCCCACCGUAACGGCCUCAAGAAGCCCAAGACCAAGCGCUUCCCCGCUCUCAAGGGCAUGGACCCCAAGUUCCUCCGCAACAUGCGCUUUGCCAAGAAGGGCAACGUGCGCGCGGCCCAGGAGCAGAAGGCUUAAGUUGGUGGUGACACACUCUUGUCUCCAAACCAGACUUUUGUGACUCUUACAGCCAUAUAGGGUGCACAAGGGAGGAUCAGAUCCCGUUGGACCCGUCCUCUUGCUCCCGGGGCGGUGUCUUCUUGACCCGUCUCAAAUCGCUUCCCCUUGCUCUCCUUCUCUCCCAACCCCGUGGUCUUGAUGACUUGACUCGAAAACUCUUUU